This is a messenger RNA of Paramecium sonneborni, 651 nucleotides long. The record is from the annotation of a GenBank genome assembly. NCBI's taxonomy places the organism in Eukaryota, Ciliophora, Oligohymenophorea, Peniculida, Parameciidae.
GUUUUUAAGGAAGAGAAAAAGAUUUUAUUAUUAUUUCAUGUGUUCGUUCCAAUGAUACUUAAGGAAUAGGUUUUUUAACCAAUCCCAGAAGAUUAAAUGUCACUAUCACUAGAGCUAGAUUUGGAUUAAUCAUUAUUGGUAAUGCAAGGGUUUUAUGCAAAGUAUAUAUAUUCUAUCUAUUUAGGAUAAUCUUUGGAAUAAUAUGCUUAAUCAUUUUAAAGAUUAAGAUUUAUUAAUGGAAGGUUCUUUACCUAAUCUUAAGUCAUGUCAUAUAAAAUUUAGACCACCUUAAAAGUUUAUUCCAGAAAGACGUAAUAAUACUAUGAAUGGAGGAGACAAAGAUGAUAAAAGUGUUUAUUCCUAUGCAUAAACAGGUUCAUCUUUUAUCUAAACUUAGAUAAUCUUAAUCAAUUUGAUCAUGAUUUAGGAGAUUUCCCAUUAACUUUAGGAGUCAGAAAUAGUGAAUUUGGAUUCAACCUUAUCCCAGAUACUCAAGCAUUUAUUAAAGUUUCUGAUCAAAAUGAAAUUAGGAGAAAUCAAGAUAUCCAAAGUAUUGAUCAAUCCUAAAUUAUCAAUAUUGGUUAACCUCCUUCCUCUAUCAUGUAAAUUGGUAACUUCUAAAAUGAUCUCCAAUUAGAUCUUUGAUCACCA